Messenger RNA from Urocitellus parryii (Arctic ground squirrel), 4272 nucleotides. It is a transcript of the gene Timp3, whose product is annotated as TIMP metallopeptidase inhibitor 3. Lineage: Eukaryota; Metazoa; Chordata; Mammalia; Rodentia; Sciuridae. Gene Ontology annotation, cellular component: extracellular matrix. Gene Ontology annotation, biological process: response to cytokine; negative regulation of membrane protein ectodomain proteolysis; negative regulation of endopeptidase activity. Gene Ontology annotation, molecular function: metalloendopeptidase inhibitor activity; protease binding. The record is from RefSeq and is a predicted model, not a curated record.
CGCAGCGGCGCGAGCAGCGGGCCAACAGCGGGUGUGCAAGGUCCUCCUCCGGCUCCGGCUCCGGCUCCCGCUCCUUCGCCCCAGACCUCCCGCCGGCCAGCAGAGUCCAGCGCCUCGCCACACCCCAGCCUGUCCCGCUGGGCACUCCAAGGGCAGCGCAAAGUUGCCCCGCACGGCYGGUCGGGCGAGCUCGGGCCGCAGCAGCCCCGCCGGCGGCGCGCACGGCAACUUUGGAGAGGCGCGCAGCAGUCCCCGCAGCGGACGGCAGCAGCGGCGAUGACUCCCUGGCUUGGGCUCGUGGUGCUCCUGGGCAGCUGGAGCCUGGGGGAGUGGGGUGCCGAGGCGUGCACAUGCUCGCCCAGCCACCCCCAGGACGCCUUCUGCAACUCCGACAUCGUGAUCCGGGCCAAGGUGGUGGGGAAGAAGCUGGUGAAGGAGGGGCCCUUCGGCACCCUGGUCUACACCAUUAAGCAGAUGAAGAUGUACCGAGGCUUCACCAAGAUGCCCCACGUUCAGUACAUCCACACGGAGGCCUCCGAGAGUCUCUGUGGCCUGAAGCUGGAGGUCAACAAGUACCAGUACCUGCUGACAGGCCGCGUCUACGACGGCAAGAUGUACACCGGGCUGUGCAACUUCGUGGAGCGGUGGGACCAGCUCACCCUGUCCCAGCGCAAGGGGCUGAACUAUCGCUACCACCUGGGGUGCAACUGCAAGAUCAAGUCCUGCUACUACCUGCCUUGCUUUGUGACCUCCAAGAACGAGUGUCUCUGGACCGACAUGCUCUCCAAUUUCGGCUACCCCGGCUACCAGUCCAAACACUAUGCCUGCAUCCGGCAGAAAGGUGGCUACUGCAGCUGGUACCGAGGGUGGGCCCCCCCGGACAAAAGCAUCAUCAAUGCCACCGACCCCUGAGCCCAGACCCAACCCCGCCUCACCUCCCUCCCUUCCCGCUGAGCUUCCCUCGGACACUAACUCUUCCCAGAUGAUGACAAUGAAAUUAGUGCCUGUUUUCUCGCAAAUUUAGCACUUGGAACACUUAAAGAAACGCCUGUGCUGUCUAUGGAGUUGAUUUGGACUAUCCUCCCGGCCCCCUGCACCCUUCUCCUUGGUUUUGACAUCACCCACUUCCACCUGAGAGUUUCUGGCCCAUGCCUAUCUUCGUGAUAGAUAGAUAACGUCUAUUUUUUUAGGAAAACAGAAAUCGAAAAACCUACCACAUCUGGGCAUUGUAAUCCCUACUSCGCUCUCUUCUCUCCCACUCGACCAUCUCCACACCCUCCUCCCCGCGUCCUCCUCCACCCACUACAGAAAGGACACAGACAAAAGAAGCUGCCGGAAGGCCAGCUCUUUCUAGAUCAGUCUAGGGCAGCGCCAGGCAGACUCGGGGUGGGCGGAAGAUCUUCCACCCAGAGGACAUGCUACUGCAGGUCCCAGCCAGACUGCCCGUCUGAGUCUGCGAGCCAGAGUGYGGGAGGGAGGAGCCGACUUCAGGGGAGGGCCUGAGACACGCGGCACACGUGGUGCUCCCAGCCCUGUGAUGCUUGGGUUGACCAGAUGUUUCUGAGCCUGGAGCAAGCAGCCAGGCCAGAAGACAGAGCUUUCUCGGUUGGUGACGACUUAAACAUCUGCCUGCAGUCAGGAGGCACCUCUCUUCCUUGUGCACAAGCUCAGGUGAAAGACUGAGAUGAAUGUCCUUCUUCUCCCCCACCUCCCUUAAGAUGUCCCGGGAAACUCUUUGGGAGGUCUGGCCCCGGAGCUUGCCUUGAUGUAAAUCAGAGAAAGACACACACUUUACGCUAUCCACAGAUAUAGCCAUGUAGAUUUGGGUAGAGAUUACUGUUUCCAAAGUAGAGUUUAGCUCACCUGGGGGGGAUGUGUUUGUAUCCACAUUUGCAUAUGCCCACAUGGGGACAUAAGCUAAUUUUUUUACAGGACACAGAAUUCUAUUCAAUGCUGUUAAAUACGCCAAUAGUUUAAUCUCUAUUUUGUUGUUGUUGCUUGUUUGAAGAAAAUCAUGACAUUCCAAGUUGACUUUUUUUUUUCAUUUUAAUUAAAAUUUGAAAUCCUGAACAUCUUCAACACCCUCUCUUCCCUAUAACUGGGGUCCUCUGACUUCUGUCCUGCUCCUUUUCUUCUGCUCUGUGUUUGGGGACUGUCACAUAAACUGCCUCGCUAGCUUGGCAGGUGGCAGUGGAGUUUCUGUGGGUCAGGGGCCGUGGGACAGCUGCAGAGCAUCUGGCCUCCACCAGGUGCCCACCUCUCUUGGGCUUCUUCCCGGCUCCCUGGUGGGUGGAUGCCACCUGCUCAGGUCCUCACCUCAUGGAGAUAAUGUGGGUGGUCCCCGGAGAAGCCCCACUCUGGAAUCAGCUGUAGGGUUUUUGUUGUGGGKKUUUUUUUUUUUUGGAAAUAAAACUAUAAUAUAAAUUCUCCUAUUAAAUAAAAUUAUUUUAAGUUUUGAGUGUCAAAGGCGAGAUGCUGAGAGUAGGUGAUGAUGGAUAUUGUUCAGAGCUGGGGAUGGUAGGAUGGUGAUCGCUCUCUGUCCCUUUCUUCAGAUUAUGGGUAUUUAUCAUCUAUUAGUAUUUGUAUCUUCAGUUUAUUCCWCUCUAGGAAGCAGAGCUGCCCGUUGUAACAAGAGGAAAAACAAAGAACAGACGUAGACAAGGAGCUGUAGUGUUUCUCCCCCACACAAAUACCCAGGCAGGAUGGGAGAGGCGGAACUCGGGGUGGGUUUCCGUGAGAUCAUUUCCCCUUGUGGUCAUGCCAUUUGGCCAGGGGGAUGCGGGAGGCUUGGCCUUCUCUGUGGGGCAGUGCGAGCAGGAGGAGCUGAGGCCAGCACAUGCGUGAGUGGUCUCCAAGGGGUGAGCCACAGACUUGGUUUGGGAUCAUCUCUUUCAAGCUCAGAGUCUCGCGAGGUGGAGCUCCUGACCCAGCGCACACGAGUGUGCCCCCACAAGUGGACAUCAGCCUCUCCUUCUGGGAGGUGUCUGGCCAUUCCCGGUCCCUGUGGUGGUCACCCCUACUGACAUAAGAAGGGACUUGGGGUGAGGCCUGAUCAUGAAGCACCUGAAGUGUCCCUGCAGAGUGAAUCAGUUGGCCAAACUGUGGCCCCGUCGGCUGGGCCCUGGUGGGGAGGUCCUGGGCAAGGAAGGGUGUUUUGCAAAGUGAUAUUGUCAGAGGGCGGUUUUUGAGCUUUCUAUAAGCUAUAGCUUUGUUUAUUUCACCUGUUCACUCACUGUAUAAUUUAAAGUCAUUUAUGUAGCCGAGACACUUCUGUAUUUCCAUCAUAUCGUGACUGUUUGAUUUUGCUAAAUCUUGUGUCAUGUCUGUAAUAUGUGUACCUUGUGUCUAAGAGAAAAAAAAAUAUGGAACCCACAUGCCGCCAUUUUCCUGAAUCAAAUUCUACAGUGGAAUCGAGGAUAAAAUACUUCUACUUGGGCAGGCAGCGAGAUUGGCAAAUUGGGGAAACUAGAAGGAGCUAGGAUUGGGGACACUCCUCCCGUCCCCUCCCCAGGGAUUCCCUGGAUACGAAGGAGAAGGAAACAGACCAAGUGCAUUUCCUGUCCUUGUUUUUUAUCAGCUGGCCCUGGUCAUCCCCUGCCAACUCCCAUUCCUGUUCCCCUCAAGCCCUUUCUCCCACCCCGUGGGGAACCCAUGAUUUCUCCUAAAAUUCCAGAGCCUCGGGAACAGUGAUUCCGACUUCUCUUUGCCUCCUCGGGGCACCCUUCUGCCUCCUCAUCCAGGAAGCCCAGGCUGUUGCUUCCAGGCCAGAGCUCUGCUGUGACCGGGGUAGAUAAGGCUAGACCUCACUUCUUUACCAUCCCCCACCCCAACCUGCCUCAGGGCAGCUGAGCUACAGCCCUAGAGCUCUGUGACCUGGGGAUGGCUCCAUCCGGGAGAACUGUGGCCCCAGGAGUGUGUGCCCUUCCCUGCCUCAACCCUUCCCCUUCAUCUUUUGCAUGAUGUUGGACAAUGUGGAUGGCCCCAAGGUGGCACCCAAGGAUUUGGCUCUUACCCACCUGAAGUCAAAUGAUCUGAGUAUUUCCAUCAGAGAGAAACAUGAAAAAAAAAAAAAAAAGAUCUCAUGUCACAAGCACCACAAAGUAGGUCGGGGAGGCGGAUACCAACAACUUCCAAAUCGGGCUCUUGGGGGGCAAGAAGUGAGGAGAACUGCGUCCUGCUCCGGGGCGGGGGCUUCUGAGAGUCUCCCGAUCCUCCACCUUCCCCUUUAGCCGGUCUGCUGUGCUGAACCCCAGAAGUGAUGGAGAGAAACCA